Molecule: messenger RNA, 1035 nt
Organism: Misgurnus anguillicaudatus (oriental weatherfish)
Lineage: Eukaryota; Metazoa; Chordata; Actinopteri; Cypriniformes; Cobitidae
Source: RefSeq, a predicted model, not a curated record
AUGUGUGUGUGGAAUCUGUGGAUGCGACGCGUGCGACCAACCGACAGCACAGAACGUCAAACACUUUCACUGAGGGAGAAGGGGACUGUAGAAAGUGUGAAAUCACUGUUAAGAAAAUAUGCGGUGAAUGUGACUCUGGAUCCUGAUUCAGCUCAUCCAGAUCUCAUUGUGUCUGAUGAUGGGAAACAAGUGAGAUAUGAACCACAAUCAAGAACAGUGAAGGAUGGAGAUCAAAAGUCAAAUAACAAGUUUGAUGAAGAGCUCUGUGUUCUUGGAAAUGAAGGAUUCACCUCAGGGUGUUUUUACUAUGAGGUGGAGGUGAAGGGGUUAAGUGGGUGGUUUGUGGGUGUGGCCAGAGAAUCUGUUAAGAGGAAGGGGUGGAUGUGGCUGAAUCCUGAGAAUGGAUACUGGAUGGCUGGUUUGAGAUGAGGAGAGUAUCAGGCUAGUGAGGGUUUUUCAUAUGUUUCUCUUUCCCUGAGUGUGGCGCCUCAGAGAGUCGGGGUGUUUGUGGAUUAUUAUGAGGGUCGAGUCUCUUUUUAUGAUGUGGAGUCUAUGUGUCAUAUCUACUCUUUUACUGAUCAAUCUUUUAAUGAGAAACUAUAUCCUGUCUUUUGGAAUAUUGACUCUGCACCACUUAUCAUCUGUGAUCUCUAAUGAGAUUUGAUCUAAGAAAUAAAAAUCCUCUCAAGUUUAUUUUGUAACUUGAAAUGGUAUUAUGGUUGUGUUUGUCUUUUUCAGAAACAUGUGAUGAUGAAUGAUGAUGGUAGUUUUUUGUCCCCUAAGAGAAAUUAGUUUUGUGCAUACAUACAUGUGAUGCUGUAUAACAAAUCAAACACAUGAAUAACAAUCACACAGUUGUGUCAUUCAUCAGUUUCAUGACCAUAAGAUCAAAAGAGUUAUUGUAGAGGUUUUAUCUUCAACAUGUGUGAUCUUGUCUAUGAAAACCCAACUAAAGUCAUUAAAUUAAUGUCUAUAAAACUGCAGUGGAAAGAUUUGUUGGCUGUUGUGAUAAGAAUACUUUUAGAUUAAUGUUAA